AGCCCAUUACGGUUGGCGCUUGAGGGAGAGAAACAGAGGAGGGGACGACAGGAGAGGACCCGAGGGCAGUGGACAAGCUUUUGACUCCAUAUGUAGGAUCUUCAUUGCGAACUCACAUAGGAGGAGAAGAAGGCUCCUCCAGGAUGGGCACUGACCACCGGACUUUCCUGCUUCUAGGCUGUCUCCUCACAGGCCUGCGCCUCCCCGCCGCUCAGCUGUCCUUCCCCUCCAUCCUCCCCAACGAGAACGAGAAGGUGGUGCGGCUGAAUUCGUCCUUCUCUCUGCGCUGCCUGGGGGAGAGCGAAGUGAACUGGCUGUACCCGACGGCCGAGGACGAGAACUCCAACGUGGAGAUCAGGAACGAGGAGACCAACAGCGGCCUGUUCGUGAAGGUGCUGGAAGUGGCCAACGCCUCGGCCGCCCACACGGGGCUGUACACCUGCUACUACAACCACACGCAGACCUUGGACGAGAGCGACGUCGAAGGCCGCCACAUCUACAUCUACGUGCCAGACCCGGAUGUAGCCUUCGUACCACUAGGACUGACAGAUUCUUUAGUCAUCGUGGAUGAAGAUGGCACUUCCAUCAUACCUUGCCGCACAACGGAUCCGGACACUCCUGUCACCUUACUCAACAAUGAGGGGGUGGUCCCUGCCAUCUAUGAUAGCAGACAAGGCUUUAAUGGCACCUUUCCUGGCGGGACCUACGUCUGUGAGGCCACUAUCCGAGGCAAGCCCGUCCGGACCCUCUCAUUUACUGUUUAUGCUUUAAAAGCCACACCAGAGCUGGAGCUCGAGAUGAAAGCUCUGCAGACGGUCUACAAGGCAGGGGAGACGGUGGAAGUGACCUGCGUCGUCUUUAACAACGAGGUGGUCGACCUGAAGUGGACUUACCCUGGGCAAGUGAAAGGCAAAGGAAACAUCAUGCUAGAGGAAAUCAAAUAUCCAAUCAUCAAAUUGACGUACACUCUGAAGGUCCAGGAGGCCACGGUGAAAGAUAGUGGAGAUUAUGAAUGUGCUGCCGGCCACGCCACCAAGGAAGUCAAAGAAAUGAAGAAAGUCACCAUUUCUGUCCACGAGAAAGGCUUCGUGGAAAUCACGCCCAACUUCAGCCAGUUGGAAACUGUCAACUUGCAUGAAGUCAAGAAUUUUGUGGUGGACGUUGAGGCCUACCCUCCCCCCAGGAUCUCCUGGCUCAAAGACAACCUGACUCUGAUAGAAAACCUCACGGAGAUCACCACAGAUGUAGAAAAGAUCCAGGAAAUAAGGUAUCGAAGCAAAUUAAAGCUGAUCCGUGCUAAGGAAGAAGACAGUGGCCACUACACGAUCAUAGUUCAGAAUGAAGAUGAUGUGAAGAGCUAUACUUUUGAACUCUUAACUCAAGUUCCUGCAUCUAUUCAGGACCUGGUUGACGACCACCACGGCUCCACAGGGGGACAGACUGUGAGGUGCACAGCCGGAGGGACGCCUCUUCCUGACAUUGAGUGGAUGAUUUGCAAGGAUAUUAAGAAAUGUAACAACGAGACUUCGUGGACAGUUUUGACCAACAACGUCUCAAACCUCAUUAUGGAGAGCCAGCCCCGAGACAGGAAUACAGUGGAAGGCAGAGUGACUUUUACCAAAGUCGAGGAGACCAUCGCUGUGCGCUGCUUGGCUAAAAAUCUCCUUGGAUCUGAGAACCGAGAGCUGAAGCUGGUGGCUUCCACGCUGCGUUCCGAACUCACUGUGGCCGCUGCAGUCCUGGUGCUCUUGGUGAUUGUGAUCAUCUCACUUAUUGUCCUGGUUGUCAUUUGGAAGCAGAAACCCAGGUAUGAGAUUCGUUGGCGGGUUAUCGAAUCUAUCAGCCCAGAUGGACACGAAUAUAUCUAUGUGGACCCAAUGCAGCUGCCUUAUGACUCGAGAUGGGAGUUCCCAAGAGAUGGACUGGUUCUUGGUCGGAUCCUGGGAUCUGGUGCCUUUGGAAAAGUGGUUGAAGGAACUGCCUAUGGAUUAAGCCGGUCCCAGCCUGUCAUGAAAGUAGCAGUGAAGAUGCUAAAACCCACAGCCAGAUCCAGUGAAAAGCAAGCUCUCAUGUCAGAAUUGAAAAUAAUGACUCACUUGGGACCACACUUAAAUAUUGUCAACUUGCUGGGAGCCUGUACCAAGUCAGGCCCCAUUUACAUCAUUACUGAGUACUGCUUCUAUGGGGAUCUGGUCAACUAUUUGCAUAAGAAUAGGGACAGCUUCCUCAGCCGCCACCCAGAGAAGCCAAAGAAAGAGCUGGACAUCUUUGGAUUAAACCCUGCUGAUGAAAGCACACGAAGUUACGUCAUUUUAUCUUUUGAAAACAACGGUGACUACAUGGACAUGAAGCAGGCAGACACCACGCAGUAUGUGCCCAUGCUGGAGAGGAAGGAGGUGUCUAAGUACUCGGACAUUCAGAGAUCCCUGUAUGACCGCCCGGCCUCCUACAAGAAGAAGUCUAUGUUAGACUCAGAAGUCAAAAACCUCCUUUCGGAUGAUAAUUCAGAAGGCCUCACUCUGUUGGAUUUGUUGAGCUUUACCUAUCAAGUUGCCCGAGGAAUGGAAUUUUUGGCCUCAAAAAACUGUGUCCACCGGGACUUGGCUGCUCGCAACGUUCUCCUUGCUCAAGGGAAAAUUGUAAAGAUCUGUGACUUUGGCCUGGCCAGAGACAUCAUGCAUGAUUCAAACUACGUGUCAAAAGGCAGUACCUUUCUCCCUGUGAAGUGGAUGGCUCCAGAGAGCAUCUUUGACAACCUCUACACCACGCUGAGCGAUGUCUGGUCUUACGGCAUUCUGCUGUGGGAGAUCUUUUCUCUCGGUGGCACACCCUACCCUGGCAUGAUGGUGGAUUCUACUUUCUACAAUAAGAUCAAGAGUGGCUACCGGAUGGCCAAGCCUGACCAUGCCACCAGUGAAGUCUAUGAGAUAAUGGUGAAGUGCUGGAACAGUGAGCCAGAGAAGAGACCCUCCUUCUACCACCUCAGUGAGAUUGUGGAGAAUCUGCUGCCUGGGCAUUAUAAAAAGAGCUACGAAAAGAUUCAUCUCGACUUCCUCAAGAGCGACCAUCCUGCCGUGGCGCGCAUGCGUGCGGACUCGGACCAUGCCUACAUCGGCGUCCCCUACAAGAACGAGGAAGACAAGCUGAAAGACUGGGAGGGCGGGCUGGAUGAGCAGCGGCUGAGCGCCGACAGUGGCUACAUCAUCCCGCUGCCAGACAUCGACCCUGUUCCUGAGGAGGAGGAGGAAGAGGAGGAGGAGGACCUAGGCAAGAGGAACAGACACAGCUCACAGACCUCUGAGGAGAGUGCCAUUGAGACGGGCUCUAGCAGUUCUACAUUCAUCAAGAGGGAGGAUGAGACCAUUGAAGACAUUGACAUGAUGGACGACAUUGGCAUAGACUCCUCGGACCUGGUGGAGGACAGCUUCCUGUAACACCUUACGCCUCCAGAGCCCCCUGGGAUCCCUGCAAGAAAACCACUUUAUUGCAAUGCAAAGUUUGGGAGGAGGACUUGGAUGAUGUGUCAAGAGAAGUUCCCCACCAAGGACCUCAGGGAGCUUUCUAAAUAUGAAUGAGUGGCAUAUUUUGAACUUAACUUUUCCGGCAUUGCCUCUUGCAAUGCUUCAGUAGCAUCUCAGUGGAGUGUCAAGUUUGGAGGUAGAUGGACGAAGAACUAAUGGCCACAGAAGACAAACUUUGGGUUUCAAGGGCAUUGGUGAGAAUCCAACUUAAUGCGAUUUUUACUACAACAAAACUCUAGCAUUGUAAUUAUGUAAAUAACUCUAACCAAGGAUGUGUUUAGAUUUGUAUUCACUGUCUUCUCUGGACUUGUUAAGAGACCACUCAAUUCAUCCAUGUACUUCCUGCUUGAAACUUGGUAUCAGCUGCUGUUGAAUUUUAAGAAGUACAUGCAAAACCACUUUUGAACCUUAAAAGGUACUGGUACUAUAGUAUUUUAACUUUUGUUUUUUAGUGUAAAAGAGAUUAAAAAAAAUAAUUAACCAACCAACCUUGUUUAAUAGAUUUGGGUUAUUUAGAGACCCAACAACCCAUUUUCAUAUUGUAAUCUAUGUUUAUAAUAAUACUACUGUAAUCAGUAAUGCUAAAUGCGUAAUAUCUAACACGUUUUCCCUACAGAGAAAGCACAAUUAGAAAAAAAAUCCUUACUAAGUAGGUGACAAUUUUGACAGUUCUUGACACUUAUAUUAAAUAACAUAUGUUUCUCUAUAAAAUAUGGUAAUAGUUUUAGUGGAUUAAAUUUAGUUGAACAUAGAGAAGAGUAAAAGUAGUGUCUUCCAGGAAGUCAAAGUUUUUAACGGUGCCCUAAUGUUGAAAACAAUAUGUACAAUGAAAUUCCCUCUGAAAUAAUGGGAUUUGAAGCAAACAAAACUCCUGAAUCCCAAAUUGUCUCAAUAAAGGCAUCAUAAGCCUAUACCUGAUAUUAUUUCUCACAUUAUUACCCAAUGAUAAAAAUUAUUAGCAAAAAUGCUGGUGGACCCUAACAUACAGAUAUAUCUUAAUUCUACAAACCCUGACCUCAAAGAGUCAGUAGGAUUCCCAAAGAUUCUGAAUGAUUAAAUCAGAGAUAGAAGAUGGAAGGAACAGGAAUCUGUAUUUUUGUAAACUCCCUGAUCAGGUGUGAAGUACUAGCAUAGGUGACAGGAAGUGGCUUUGGAAAACAGAAAGAUAAUUUGAAGUUUGGUACUGGGUAAGAAGCCAACUAUGCAGAAAGCUGUUUUAACCCCAGGCUUAAGAUCAGUGACCUUUAAUGCCAUCUGUCUAAGCAAUAGCUUCUCUUCAUUGAACUGCCCAGUCUUAGCUGAGGCCCUGAAAGUGAAGUCUUGCUUUGGCAGUGGACUGUCCUGGACUGGGGAAACCAAAUUUCCUUUCUUCAAGCGAAGUUGGGAGCUGAAACGAUGUCAUCCAGUUCUGUAUUGUCAACUCAACAUUCUGAUAAAAAGUGAGGAGUGAGAUAUAGAACACACAGCCACAUCCACCCAGACCAUCAGACCAGUUGAUGAAAGCUCAUUGGCAUUCUGUGCAGUUCUGUUUUGUUGCUGGCGACUGAUGAAUGAAACAUGUGCUGUGAUUUUUGCAAUCAUGGUGCAUGCUCCUGGCAGGUGAGGCUUUGGAAGAUAGAGAAGCAAUAACAAGGUACUUGACUGCCUACUGGUGUCGUCUCAAUGCAAGGCCCAAUAUUCCUAUCUACCUUUUCAUAGUAAGUGUGAAGACUGAGCCAGAUUGGCCAAUUAAAAAAGAAAACCUGACUAGGUUCUGUAGAACCAAUUAGACUUGAAAUACAUUUGUGUUUCUGGAAUCAUAGCUCAAGCAUUCUGUUUAUCGCUCGCUCUCUCUCUCUCUCUCUCUCUCUCUCUCUCUCUCUCUCUCUCUCUCUCUCUCUCUCUCUCUCAUACAGCCUUCUUUUUGUGAGUGCUUAGCAUUUUUGAUGUUCCUUUCAGUCUGGCAUGACAUUAGGAGACUGGAUGAGAAUUCUCAGGCCUGCCAGUCUUUACAAACAUUCCCACCUGUUUGUAUGUGAUUGCAAAAUUUUUUUCAAAUGAUGUUUUCAGGGUAUCACAGAUUUGUUUCCUCUUGUGCAAAGUUCCCAGAUGAAAAUUUCCCAGUCUUUCCUGCUUUGAAUUUCCAUAAAGACAAUCAAAGCUGGCCCGAGAAAGAUAAUUUCUAACUUGCUAAAGGAUCAAUGAUGUGCUUAAAAUGUGGUCUGCCAAUCUGUACAAAAUGGUCCUAUUUUUGUGAAGAGGGACGGAAGAGAAAAUGAUGUUAUACAUCAAUAUGUAUAUAUGUAUUUCUAUAUAGACUUGGAGAAUACUGCCAAAACAUUUAUGACAAGCUGUAUCACUGCCUUUGUUUAUAUUUUUUUAACUGUGAUAUUCCCCACAGGCACAUUAACUGUUGCACUUUUGAAUGUCCAAAAUUUAUAUUUUAGAAAUAAUAAAGAGAAAAAAACACAUUGUGUUCCCAAAACAAUGGUGUGGUGAAUGUGUGAGAAGAAGUAAACUUCAUAGGACGGUUCUACCAAUUUGAAAUGUAUUACAAAUGCCCCUGUUCUUGUUUUUGUUUUAAAAUGUGUAAAUGAAAAUCUUUAUAUUUCAAUAAAUGAUAUAUAUAUAUAAUUUAAAGUUA
Sorex fumeus (smoky shrew) is the source of this 6144-nucleotide messenger RNA. It is a transcript of the gene PDGFRA, whose product is annotated as platelet derived growth factor receptor alpha. NCBI's taxonomy places the organism in Eukaryota, Metazoa, Chordata, Mammalia, Eulipotyphla, Soricidae. The transcript is spliced from 23 exons. The record is from RefSeq and is a predicted model, not a curated record. Gene Ontology annotation, molecular function: platelet-derived growth factor binding; platelet-derived growth factor alpha-receptor activity; ATP binding. Bases 144 to 3434 code for a protein of 1096 amino acids. Gene Ontology annotation, cellular component: signaling receptor complex. Gene Ontology annotation, biological process: embryonic cranial skeleton morphogenesis; platelet-derived growth factor receptor signaling pathway; positive regulation of kinase activity.